Molecule: messenger RNA, 2311 nt
Organism: Corvus hawaiiensis (hawaiian crow)
Lineage: Eukaryota; Metazoa; Chordata; Aves; Passeriformes; Corvidae
Gene: ANKRD34A
Product: ankyrin repeat domain 34A
Molecular function (GO): protein binding
Source: RefSeq, a predicted model, not a curated record
AAAAGGGGCAAAAAAGGGGGAUCAAAAGGUCCCUCGGGCCGCCACGCCCUGAUCCCCCCAGCCCCUCUGCCCUGGGGUAGCUCAGCCUCCCGGUACUAGGGUCACCCUAGCCCCCAGCCCCGCUGUGCUGUGCCCCUCAGUCCCGCUGUCCCACGGCCUCCAGCCCUACUGUUUUCGAACCCCCAGGCCCGCUGCCCCCUGGCCUCCCCCAAUCUCCGAUGCUCCAUGGCCCUCAGCCCCCCUACACGGCGACCCCCAGCCCCGCCGUACCAUGGCCCUCAGUCCUGCUGGACUGUGACCCCCAGUUCCGCUGCCCCACGGGCCCCCGACAGCCUCCUGUGCCCCCCAGCCCCUGGUCUCCCCUCCUCACCCCCACGCAGGGACGGGCGCUGGAUGUGCCGUGGGUGAUUCAUCCUGCUCCAGCCCCCCCCGCGCCGGCAGCUGCCAAAAAUAGCGCUGCGGGAGGGGGGGGGGACCCUCCACAUCACCUCCCACCCCCCCCCGCCUCACCGGCGGCCGGCCGGGAUGGCGGCCAUGGGUCGCUGUCCCCGACACCCCCAUCCCUGGGGCCGUGGGAACCGGGACCCGGAGCGGAGAGACCCCACGCUCCUGUUGCCACGUGAGCGAGUGCCACCCCUGUCCCUGCACUCCGUCCUGUGAGCCCGGCCAUGCCCAGCCCUGUCCGCCACCCUCCCAGCGCCGUGGUGCCACUGGGGUUCCCCAUGAUCCCAGCGGAGGGUUCGGCGCUGCUGCGCGCCGUAUCCCAAGGGAAAUUCCGCCUGACCCGGCUGCUGCUGGAGGGGGGAGCCUACAUCAACGAAGGCAAUGCCGCGGGCACGACGCCGCUGAUGGCUGCGUGCCGUGCCGGCUAUGCCGACCCGCCCGACCAGCCGCGGAUGGUCCAGUACCUUCUGGAGAACGGCGCCGAUCCCAACAUUCCCGACAAAUCCGGGAAGACGGCGCUCAUGCACGCUUGCGCCGAGCGCGCCGGCCCAGCCGUGGCAGCCAUCCUGCUGGCCCACGGCGCCGACCCCAGCGCCCGGGAUUACGCGGGCGGCUCCGCGCUGGUUUACGCCCUGGAGCGCGGGGACCGGGAGACGCUGCAGGUGCUGCUGGACGCGUGCCGGGAGCGCGGCCGCGACGUCAUCAUCAUCACCUCGGCCACGUCGCCCCGCGGUACCAAGACCACCCGGCAGUACCUGAACUCGCCCCCGUCGCCCGCCCUCUGCGCGUCCCCCUCCCAGGUGCAGGUGCGGGCAGCGGCGUCGCCGGGCGCCAGCGCGAGGGACGAGGAGCGCGACGUGUUCCGCUUCCCACCCGCGGCUCCAGGCGCCGCUCCAGAACCAUCCCGGGCCGGGCCCAAGCGGCAGCUGAAGAGGCUCAACUCGGAGCCGUGGGGGCUGGUGGUGCCGGGGGUGGAGGGGAUGUGGGGACACUCCGAGGGGACACAGGGAAGCCUGGAAGGGACACAGGGACCCCCAGAGGGAGCACGGAGAACCUUAGAUGAGAUACAGGGACCGCUGGAAGGGACACGGGGCCCCUCAGAAGGUUUGUGGGGUUCCCCUGAGGGGCCACGGGGGCCCCUGGAAGGGCCGUGGGCCCCCCCGGAGCGGCUGGCGGUGGGGCUGGAGGGGCUGCGGUUGCGCCCGCGCCGGCACAGCAUGGAGGGACGCGAUGUCUCAGGGCUGCCAGGGGUCACUGGGGCAGAACGGGUGCCCCUCGUCCCCCCCCCCGGCCGUUGGGCCCCAGCCCCUGACCCUUCACGGGGUAAACCCCUGCGCCGGGACCCCCCCAAUCCUGAGCUAGCCACCCCCGGGCCGCUCCGGCACCCGGCUGGGCUGCUGGAGCGCCGCGGCUCUGGAACGCUGCCCCUGGAGCCCCCCGGGCCGGGCAGGGCCGGGUUGCUCCCCCCGCUGCCCCCCCGAGCACUGUUCCGCCGGCAUUCCAUGCAGCCGGAGGCCCUGCGGCAUCUCGGUGCCUUCUGCGGGGGGCUGGGUCCUGAGCCUGGCUCUUAGGCACCCCCCAGGGGUCUGGCGGCCCCCUCAAGCCCAGGACCCCUUUGGAAAGGCCUCACCCUGGCCGGUGACACCCUUUGCUCUGAACCCUACUGAGGGUCAACUCUUCCAUCCCUCUCUCAGCACAAACUCUGCACGACCCCAAAUUCGGGGAGCUGGUGGGUGCAUCCCCAACUCCCCAGGCCCCCCCCCAGCAUCUUCCUCCUGCUCCUGCCUCGUCCUCCUGGCAGCUUUUUCCCCCAGACCCGUGGCUGGGGGUCCCCAGGGUCUGGCAAUAAAGGCCCCAGUGUACCUCA